Messenger RNA from Penicillium robsamsonii, 732 nucleotides. RefSeq names its product bZIP transcription factor. The transcript is spliced from 3 exons. Lineage: Eukaryota; Fungi; Ascomycota; Eurotiomycetes; Eurotiales; Aspergillaceae. Bases 1 to 732 code for a protein of 243 amino acids. The record is from RefSeq and is a predicted model, not a curated record.
AUGCCUCGCCCAAAAACCAAGACCAAGAGCGAAGACCUCGCCCGCAUUCGCAAUAAUCAACGGCGAUCAAGGGCAAAACGGCUCGAAUAUAUCCGGGAAUUAGAGGAAAAGGCCAAAAAAUACGACGAAUUAAUCGCAUCCACACAUUCACCAUCUCUAUCAGCAUUCGAUAAAUUGCAAUCUGAAAAUGCCUGGAUGAGAGGGUUAUUAGCUACUCUAGAUAUCAACUUCAACUCGUUGGAUGCACCUCCCGGGGGGAUUCACGACAACGAACCCAAUAUGGCAUCGGCGAUUACAGGCUCGUUGUCUAGCAGCGUGGAGACUCACCAACAUACGACAAAUCCAACUCCCUUGUCAUUUUGGGAAGAAUGGGAUUCGUCAGGCUUAUUACCAGACAUAGGGCUGGAUUUCAAUAUCCCGUUACUGUCGAAUGAGACCAAUAAUCCAGCCAAUUUGGACCAUCUCUCGUUAGAACUGGCAGAACCGGCAGAGCCUGUUCUUGAGCCCAGCCAGUAUCAAGAGACCCGCGAGAGCACUGAAACGAGUAGCGAUCUGAAUACAACCCUGUGCUCUUUAGCCUGUCAAUGGGUGAUUCGUUGCAAUACCAAAGGCGUGGAAUUGGAUGCCUUGUACUUUCGGAUGGAGCGUGGCUUCAAGCAAGGGAACAGUCCGUUGGAGGGAUGCAGGGUGGAUAAUCAAGUUCUUCUUAAAGUUUUGACGGAAAUAUCUUGA